UGCUCUGCUCUGUUUCGUUUUUCUCUCUUCUCGCUUUUAGAUAAUCAUUACAGAAACUGCAACAGAGAUUUGUUACAAUGGAGUGGGUUCGAGGAGAAACCAUCGGGUACGGAACUUUUUCUACAGUUACUCUAGCGACGCCGGCUAACGACGUUUCCGGCGCAUUUCCUCAAGUUAUGGCCGUUAAAUCUGCAGACUCACACGGUGCUGCUUCGCUCGCGAACGAGAAAUGGGUUCUGGAUACACUCGGAGACGAUUGCGACGAGAUCGUACGGUGUCUCGGCGAGGAUCGGACGGUGGAAAACGGCGAAGAGAUGCAUAACUUGUUUCUGGAGUUCGCUUCGAGAGGAAGCUUAGCGAGCCAUCUCAAGAAAUUAAACGGUGAGGGUCUACCGGAAUCCACUGUGCGUCGCCACACAGGAUCCGUGCUUCGUGGUCUACGAUAUAUCCACGCCAAAGGAUUCGCUCACUGCGAUUUAAAACUCGGGAAUAUUCUGUUAUUCGGUGACGGCGCCGUUAAGAUCGCGGAUUUCGGAUUGGCGAAGAGGGCGGGGGAAGUAACGGCGUCAGUGGACGGAGGAGUGCAGAUUAGAGGAACGCCGUUGUAUAUGGCGCCGGAAUCCGUUAACGAUAACGAGUACGGAUCAGAAGCUGACGUGUGGGCUUUGGGAUGCGCCGUUGUUGAGAUGUUUAGUGGCAAAACGGCGUGGAGUUUUAAGGAAGGAUCGCACUUCAUGUCGUUGUUGAUACGCAUCGGUGUCGGAGACGAGCUUCCGAGGAUUCCCGAGGACUUGUCGGAACAAGGAAGAGAUUUUCUGACAAAGUGUUUCGUUAAGGAUCCCAAGAAGAGAUGGACGGCUGAGAUGCUUCUGAACCAUCCAUUCGUAGCCGUCGAUCUUGAUCACGACGAUUUUGAAGAAGUCGAUAUUCAACUGAAAACAGAGGAGGUGUUUGCAUCGCCGAGAUGCCCAUUCGAAUUCUCCAGUUGGGUUUCUGCUUCCUCCGAUUCGGGAACGCAGUGUCAUACGUUGGAGGCGCCGGAGGAGAGAGUUGCAACUCUAGCGGCUGUUUCGAUCCCUGAUUGGUCUGUCACCAAUAACUGGGUCAUCGUACGGUGACGGUAGUGAGUAAAAAACAAGGGACAAAAACAGAAUUGUAUCGGAAGGCUAGAGCUUUUAGUCCUAGUCGAUCCGAAAAUUUUAUUAAAUUCGUUAAUACCUUUGUUAAUAGAAAGAAAAUUUUGUAUAUGUUAUUAUUGAGCCCUACCUAGUAUAUGGAAAUGCUAAUUUUGUUUUCAUCACCCCUAAUCUAAAUUCUCUUUCUACA
This is a messenger RNA of Brassica rapa (field mustard), 1326 nucleotides long. Its product is annotated as mitogen-activated protein kinase kinase kinase 18. Gene Ontology annotation, biological process: protein phosphorylation; signal transduction. The record is from RefSeq and is a predicted model, not a curated record. Lineage: Eukaryota; Viridiplantae; Streptophyta; Magnoliopsida; Brassicales; Brassicaceae. Gene Ontology annotation, molecular function: protein kinase activity; ATP binding.